Messenger RNA from Malaclemys terrapin pileata, 2901 nucleotides. Its product is annotated as dehydrogenase/reductase SDR family member 9-like. Lineage: Eukaryota; Metazoa; Chordata; Testudines; Emydidae. The record is from RefSeq and is a predicted model, not a curated record. Bases 122 to 1090 code for a protein of 322 amino acids. The transcript has 5 exons.
CCAGAUCUCCCCUAAACAGAGACAGAGAAACAAGGCGACAGAAAGAAAAGGCAAUGGCUACCUCCCAGAGACCGUAUCUCCCCUAAAUCAGGGGAAAAGGGACUAGAAGUCUUUAGUGAAAAUGUUUUUCUACAUCCUCAUCUUUCUGGCCAUCUUCUAUUUGUGGUGGAGAUGGAAGGCACAAGAUGGGCAGAAGAUUAGAGAUCUCACAGAUAAAUAUAUAUUCAUCACUGGAUGUGACUCAGGAUUUGGAAAUCUGGCAGCAAGGACUUUUGACAAGAAAGGAUUUCGAGUUCUUGCCAGUUGUCUGACUGAAGUGGGAGCAGUGGAGCUAAAAGCAGUGACCUCAGAGCAGCUCCAAACAGUGCUGCUGGAUGUGACAGAUCCAGACAAUGUUAGGAAGGUGGCAGAGUGGAUUAAAGCUGAAGUGGGGUCAGCAGGUCUGUGGGGGCUGGUCAACAAUGCGGGGAUUAUGGGACCAUCAGCGCCGACAGAUUGGUUGAAUAUUGAGCACUUCAGAGCACCGAUUGAAAUUAAUUUAAUUGGCCUCAUAAAUGUUACAUUACAUUUGCUUCCCUUGGUAAAAAAGGCCAGAGGGAGACUAGUAAAUAUAUCCAGCACUGGAGGCCGCCUGGCAGUCUGGGGGGGUGGCUAUUUUCCUUCCAAGUUUGGGGUGGAAGCAUUUAAUGACAGUUUAAGACGGGACAUGAAAGCUUUCGGAGUUAAGGUUUCUUGCAUUGAACCUGGGCUGUUCAAAACUGGACUAUCCAAUCGAAAGAAGAUCAUCAAAGAAAGGGAGACCAUUUGGAAUCAACUUCCUCCUGCCAUUAGAAAACAAUAUGGAGAGGGGUAUGUACAGAAAGAUGCAGCAAGGAAAGAAAAGUUGGUUCAGAUGCUUCAGAACACAAACCUCUCACCGGUUGUGCAAUGUAUGGAGCAUGCUCUAACAAGCAUUAAUCCUCACUCACGUUACAUUGCAGGCUGGGAUGCUAAGCUUCUUUGGAUCCCCCUUUCAAGCAUGCCUGCAGCAAUACAGGACUUUGUACUCCUGAGAAACAAAGCAGAGCUUGCGGACCCAACUGCAGGGUGAAUUCUCUUCUUCUAUUUACACUUUCCCAUUCAAAUGGGGAUGGCCCAGCUGUCUGAGUCAACAAGGACCAGCCCUUUAUUUUAGCCCUGUGCCUGCUGAGCCAAACUGAGCCGGACACCUAUUUUUUUAUAUUUCUAACAGUUUUAGAGUGUCUGUUUCUCAAAUCUGUGAUACAUAUUAUAGCCAUAGUUUUAAUCUUAUGUAUAAGCCAGGCCACAUUUAUCAAAGAAUCAAUAAAAAAUGGAAAGGUUGCAAAGAAGUGACCGAUCCUUCAUGUGUCAUCUAGCUUUAAGUGCAUAAAGCGUUAGGAAUUGGGCCAAAAAUCACCAACUACAAACCUUACAAUAUUUCGUGUAGGAUUUUUCUUUAUUCUGGAAAAUAUGAACUAGAGAGGCCAAAAUGACCAGUGAUUUGGGGGUCUCACCUUGUGAAACCUCAAAGAUGCCAGAUUUGCAAUCAGUAUCGAGCACCCACACUCAAGUUGGGCACUUAGUAACUUCUGAAAAAUGUAGGCCUCAGUCUUUCAAUGAAAUUAUUUCCAGGCAAAGAGACGACAACCUUGGUUUUGCUAAGUGCUGAGAGACUCCUGCAAGGGGGCUUUAACUUGGGUUAAAGUACAUGGGAAAAAAGGGCACAUAGUACAUGACAGGAGGAGCUCAGUAUUUUGCAAGAUUGGGCUCCUUUCGAAUUAGAUAUGACCAGAGUGCUCCAGAACAGCACAAAAUUACCUCAAGUCAUAACUGUUUAGUGGUUUGCCCAGAAAGUGGUUUCCCAUUGGGCAGAAAACUGGCCAAUGGCAAAGCCAAACGCUUUCUUUGGUCUGGUGAGUUGUUGUGACAUGACUUGGCUAAACAUUAAGCCACCCAGUGCGUGUCUAAAUAUUGCCGGUUUUCAAUUUAACUUCUCUGGAGCUUGCCAGGUAUGACUCUGCUUUCUGACUGCAGCUUGUAUUUAGUCAUUAUGUGUGUUGAGUUCAUUUAUAUUUUGCAUGAACAGAAUUGUAUGGUGGUUGUUUCCUAUUAGAACAAAUUUGAGGUGUGCUGUACAUAUGCCUGUGGCUUAGCUAUUCUUACUGCAGUGAGUAUUAGUGGGCCUGCUAUUGUAGAUUUCUUUUAAAAAUAUUUGUACUCAUGAAGGCAAAGUGGUGGGAAAGCAAACUCUUUUUAUUUAAAUCAUAAGCCUGAUAGCUGCAAUGUGAGCAUCCACGUGUUGCCACCCCAAUCACCUUAGCCUAGGCCAAUCACCUUAGCCUAGGCCUGGAAAAGCUGCUGGUUUUUUAAGCUAGAGGUCAGUCGGUCCUUAUGUUAGCCAAGUCUUUGGCCUCUGCAGAACUGAGAGCACCAGAUUGUGCUUAUGUGCUGCUUGUCCUCAGAACUGAACUGAGAUCUUUAGAUUCAUAUCAUUUAGGAGACUUGAAUUCUAUUUCCAGAUGUUAAAGGAAAGUAUUUUAUACACUGAAGGCAGGUCUACACUGCCACUUAAGUCGAUAUAACUUAUGUCACUCCGGGAUGUGAAAAAGCCACCCCCUUCAGCGACGCAAGUUACCAUGACCUAAGCGCCGUCCACAUCGGCGCUAUGUUGGCAGGAGACACUCUCCCACCAACAUAGCUUCUGCCUCUUGCAAAGGUGGAGUAAUUAUGCCAAUGGAAGAGAGCUCUCCCGUCAGCACAGAGCAUCUUCACCAGACGCACUAUUAGGGUUACUAUACAUCCGGAUUUUCCCGGACAUGUCCGGCUUUUUGGGCUCCAAAUCCCCGUCCGGGGGGAAAUCCCAAAAAGCCGGACAUGUCCGGGAAAAUCAGGACAUGCGGG